Messenger RNA from Aethina tumida (small hive beetle), 1777 nucleotides. RefSeq names its product protein jim lovell. The coding region runs from base 323 to 1630 and encodes 435 amino acids. The record is from RefSeq and is a predicted model, not a curated record. Gene Ontology annotation, biological process: regulation of transcription by RNA polymerase II. The transcript has 10 exons. Gene Ontology annotation, cellular component: nucleus. Gene Ontology annotation, molecular function: protein binding. Lineage: Eukaryota; Metazoa; Arthropoda; Insecta; Coleoptera; Nitidulidae.
AAAAUUGUUAACCAACAACAUUCAUGAUAAGAUUACUAAGAAUAAACAUUUUAGGGAAAAACAAUUUUCACAAUUGUUUCGAAUAGAUGGCGCCAUAGAGUGAUAAACGAUUGUUGUGUUUCUGUGCGAAUUGUUUUUCGUCCAAUAAUCAGAAUCUUAACAAUUAAACUUCCCCUGAUUUCUCUAAACAACUGCAUUGAUAAAAUCCCCCGAUUGCCCAUUGUAAAAUUUCUAAUUUACAGCCAAACAAGCUCAGCCCAUGAGUUAUAUUUAGCAGUGAAUAAUUAAUAAUUUAUCACGCGUUUUGCGAAAACACAACACGAUGGAACAAAAGAUAAAUUUAAGGGGCGAUCAUUACAACCUAAAAUGGAACAGUUUUACGCAAAACCUGAUCCAAGUUCUGCAAGCCAAACAAUCCAGUGCAGCAUUGACCGAUGUCACACUUUAUUGUGAGGGCCAUUUCAUCAAGGCACAUAAGAUUGUUCUUGCGGCAUCCAGUGUUAUUUUUGAAGAAAUGUUUAAGUAUCAUGAAGAGAAGAACCCUUGUGUUAUAUUGAAUGGUGUGAACAUUCGAGAUUUACAGUACAUCAUUGAGUUUAUGUACAAUGGACAGACCAAUGUUUAUGAUGGGGACUUGCAGGGAGUUUUAAAUUUGGGUGAAACUUUACAGAUCAAGGGAUUGAGUUCUGUGAAAGUUAAAGAUGUAGCUAAUGCCACAAAUAGCAUAGGUGGUACAGUAAAUACUACUGUAAAUAAUAAUUCAAAUAAUGUUAAUUUAUUAUCACAACCGGCUAAACUAUUUGUACCUAUUUUAAAUCUUUGUGCUCAACCUCAAAAAGUUAAGAAAGAGGAACAAGAAACAACAGAUAAACUGCCUAAAAAUAAUAGCAAUGAGAAUAUUCCGCCAAAAAAACGAAAAUUGGCAUCAGAAAUUUCUGAGUCCAAAGAAAAUGUUGAAAAACCCACUGAUUUAACUAUGGAUAAAUCUGUUAAAACUGAAAAUAAUAGUACAGAAAACCCAUCACCAAUAAGUAGACCGAAAUCGCCUCAUGAAUGUGACCAUCCAUAUUUUGUACAUGAUGGUGGUUCACUAAAAAAACUAAAGAAAACACCUUCACAAGUAAUUAAAAUAGAGAAACUCGCUGGUACAAGUACUAAAAACACUUAUAAAAUUGACAUACCAGAAAAAGUUCCCAGACCACCAAAUGCGUUUAUGAUUUUUGCCAACGAGUGGAGGAGGAAACUGGCAAUAGAGAACCCCAAUGACUCCAAUAAGAUCAUAUCAAUAAAACUGGGCAAUAUGUGGAAGAACUUUUCACCAGAAGAGAAACAAGUCUACUACGCGCAAGCGAAAAAGGCAGACGAAGUGCACAAAAUCAAAUAUCCCAAUUACUAUUACAGCCCCAAAGAAGCACGCAUCAGGAAAGCAGCGGCGAAUUUAGGAAAGGGAGUGUCAACUGAUAAGGCGAUGGAGCUCGUGAAUAUGGUCGUGAAGGAGUCGGCGAAGACGGACAAUUUUAUAGAGAAUUUUGUUGAGAUCGAGGUACAAGAUGAGGAUUCGUUCGAGAACGCCGACGUCACUGAAGAACCCGCCGAAAUACCCGAAGUCCAAGAAAUCCAAGAUGAUUAGCCACAGAAACAAUGUAAUUAUUUAUAAAAACGUUUAUUGUGUAAAACGAUUAAGUUAUAGUUUCUGUUAGAUGAGGGAGACAAAAAUUGCAGCAACGUAAAUUUAUAUGCCAAAGUACGAAUUAAAUAUUUUUCUUUAUACUGUAAA